Paecilomyces variotii is the source of this 1413-nucleotide messenger RNA. RefSeq names its product peptidase M24, structural domain-containing protein. Lineage: Eukaryota; Fungi; Ascomycota; Eurotiomycetes; Eurotiales; Thermoascaceae. The record is from RefSeq and is a predicted model, not a curated record. Gene Ontology annotation, molecular function: manganese ion binding; metalloaminopeptidase activity. The transcript has 3 exons. The coding region runs from base 1 to 1413 and encodes 470 amino acids.
AUGGCGUCCACUGACACUAUCCUUGCUGGGAAAUAUCCCGCUAAAGCUCACGCGCGCAAAGUCGCUGAAUACCUCCGUCGCAAUGGGUAUACCAAUGACGGCGUUAUUUACUUAGAAGCGCAGAAGACACGCAUGAUCGAAGAUAAUGAUGAGCCAGUUCCCUUCAGGCAGCGUCGACCUUUCUUCUAUCUCUCUGGCUGCGAGCUGCCCGAUUCGUACCUGGCAUACAACAUUAAAACCGAUGAACUGACCCUUUUCAUACCUGGGAUCGAUCCUGAUUCUGUAAUCUGGUCCGGCCUUCCUCUCUCCCCCGACGAAGCUCUUCGAAUCUACGAUGCCGACAUCGUCUCAACUACCGACAAAGUCAACUCGACCCUGGCUAGCAUUGCAUCCUCAUCGGGUGACAAGGCCACCAUCUUUGCGAUCCCCGAGCAGGUAUCAGAAGAUAUUUCAUUCAAGCCUUUUGCCGAAACCAACUUUUCCAUCCUCAAGAAGGCCAUCGAGGACAGCCGCGUCGUGAAAGACGAGUACGAAAUCGCACUACUACGAAAAGCAAAUGAUAUCUCCGCAAAGGCACACAUCGCCGCCAUAAAAGCAGCAGGAAGUGCUAAGAACGAGCGCGAGAUCGAAGGUGCAUUUAUCGCCACAUGUAUUGCCAACGGUUGUCGGGAGCAGUCAUACCAUCCUAUUGUCGCCAGCGGCACGAGCAGUGCUACUCUGCAUUACCAAAAGAAUGACGAGAAUCUGAUCGACCCCGUCACUGGGGCGAAGAAGUCGAUUCUACUCCUUGAUGCCGGUGGUGAAUACCGCACAUACUGUGCGGACAUUACUCGCACCUUCCCGUUAUCAGGAAAGUUCACGCCGGAAUCUCGUCAGAUCUACGACAUUGUACUUGAUAUGCAGAACAAGUCGUUCGAACAGCUGAAAGAGGGCGUCCAGUGGGAAGAUGUGCAUGCAGUCGCUCAUCGUACUGCAAUCAAGGGUCUGCUCAAGCUUGGCAUUCUACGCGGUUCCGAGGAGGAGUUGUUUGAGAAGAGAGUCAGCGUGGCUUUCUUUCCUCAUGGCCUCGGACACUAUCUUGGAAUGGACACACAUGAUACUGGCGGAAAUGCAAACUACAACGACACCGACACCAUGUUCAGAUAUCUUCGUGUGAGAGGCCGUCUUCCUGCCGGAAGUGUGAUUACAGUCGAGCCCGGUGUUUACUUUUGCCGUUUCAUCAUCGACCCAUUCCUCAAGGAUGCAGAGCUCAGCAAAUACAUUGAUGCCGAUGUCCUCGAGCGGUAUUGGGCCGUCGGAGGAGUCCGUAUUGAGGAUAACGUAGUUAUUACUCGUGAUGGCUAUGAGAACCUCACCACCGCUCCGAAGGCUGCUAUGGAGAUGGAAAGCUUGGCUGCGGAGGGCUCUCACUAA